Molecule: messenger RNA, 2893 nt
Organism: Macrobrachium nipponense
Lineage: Eukaryota; Metazoa; Arthropoda; Malacostraca; Decapoda; Palaemonidae
Gene: RasGAP1
Product: ras GTPase-activating protein 3-like
Biological process (GO): regulation of GTPase activity; intracellular signal transduction
Source: RefSeq, a predicted model, not a curated record
AGUGUGUUCGUUACGCAGCAGCAUCGCCAUGGCCAGCAGCAUGUUCAUCAGAACUUCCAAGGUGAUCAGUUCAGUCACUCAGUGAUGGGGGAGAGGGAAGAUGGCAACGCCGCCUGACCAAGUUAGGUUAGAACAGAGGUUAAGAGUGAAAAUAGGUGAAGCAAAAAAUCUGGGUGUUCGAAAUCAUGGUAAUGCAAGUCCCAGGGAUGUAUACUGUACAGUAUCACUUGACCAAGAGGAGAUAUUUCGGUCAGCUCCUAUUGAAAAGACAGCUGGUCAGUGUGCCUUCUUCGGUGAAGAAUUCCAGUUUGACAUUCCAAGGCAGUUUCGUUUCCUGUCUUUUUAUUUAUUUGAUCGUGAUCGACCGAUGAAAACAGAUAAGAUAAUGGGAAAAGUUUCCUUGAAAAAGGAAGAUCUUCAUAAAAAUCAAGGCAAAGAUCAGUGGCUUCCUAUUACACCUGUAGAUGCUGACUCUGAAGUUCAGGGUAAGGUUCAUAUUGAAGUUCGGCCAUUAGUAGUUGGACAGAUGAAUGAUGGAUAUCCACAUCAUAUGGUUGAGAUUAAAAUACUGGAGUGCAGUGACUUGGCCAUUAUCAGUGGAUCAUGUGAUCCCUUUGCCACAGUUACAAUGUUAUAUAGCAAUGGAAAGCAAGAAGCCAAACGAACAAAAGUUAAAAAAAAAACAACUUCGCCACAUUUUGAUGAAGUAUUUAUAUUUGAGCAAAUGUGUCAAAGAAGUGGAAGCCAAGACCGUGAUAAUACAUACAACUUAGUUAGUGAUGAUGCCAUUUUUCAAGAACUUCGACUAGCAUUGUGGCAUGAUUCCCCAGGAGUCUUUGGUAACAUAUUUUUGGGUGAAGUCAAGAUCCCUAUGAAGUCCGUUUCUCCUUUGCAGGACCAUAGUAUGUGGUAUUUUCUUCAGCCAAGAGAUUCAGCUGUAAGAAAUUCAAAGGGUGACCUUGGGGCACUAAGAUUGAAUAUACAUUACACUUCAGACCAUGUUUUUUCUAGUCAGUCUUAUGACAGCCUUCGUAAUCUUAUUCUCCAGAGUACUGGGGAAGAGCCGAUAACCUCUUCUGCAGCAAGGCUGCUAGGGGAAAUUGUAACUCAGAAGCAAGAUGUCGUUCAGCCUCUCACCCGAGUCCUCCUCCAUCAUGGUCAUGUAGUCCAGUUUAUAUCUGCUCUUGCACGACAUGAAAUGUCAAAAAUUACAGAUACUAAUACCAUUUUCCGUGGGAAUACGCUUGUAUCAAAGUGUAUUGAUGAAUUAAUGAAGCUGGUGGGUCACCAUUACCUUCGAACUACACUGAAGACAACGUUAGACAUGAUUUUCCGUGAAAAAAAAGCUUGUGAGAUUGAUCCAACAAAAUUGCAGCAAGGGGACAGUAGGGAAGCAAAUUUGUCAAAUUUAAAGGAAUAUGUUCUUGUUGUGCUCAAUGCCAUAAUCAACUCAGCUUUGAGUUGUCCACCUGUAAUGUGCCAAAUAUUUUCUGAGUUACGUGAGCUGGCAAACACUUAUUUUCCAAAUGAAAGAGAGGUGAGGUAUUCUGUCAUCUCUGGGUUUGUCGUCUUGAGGUUUUUUGCUCCUGCCAUUCUGUACCCAAAGUUAUUUGACCUUACAACAGAACAAAUUGAUCCAGCAACACACCGGACGUUGACUUUGCUCAGUAAAACAGUACAGAGUGUUGGAAAUUUGGUCAGUUCACGUACAUCUCACCAGAACUUCAGAGAAUUGUACAUGAGGGAAGUGUUUGCACUCUGCGUCACCGACAAACAUGUAGAUGCCAUGCGAAUGUUCCUUGAGAUCAUAUCAUCCAUGCCAAAUGGGAGUCAAAAAGCAUAUGAUGCACCAGUGAUACUAAAAGAGGGUAUUAUGAUCAAAAGAGCACAGGGAAGGAAGAAAUUUGGUAUAAAAAAUUUCAAGACCCGUUUCUUUCGACUCACUACUCAAAGUCUUUCAUAUUCUAAAACCAAAGUUGUAAAGCGACAAGUGAACAAGCACCAGGAUGCAGUGCUGUUUCAAAUUUGGAAUGUGACUUGAAGAUUCAUAUAGAUAGUGACAGGGAGAUGGAACGUUUAUGGGCACUUUUGAUGGAUAAUUUGGCCAGUUUAGAAAAACUGCGGGAUGCCUGUGAAAGUGCCUUAGUCAUUGAGGGGUCUCAAGAAGUAACUUUUGGAGGAGUUCCCUUAGACCCUGCAAUUGCCUACAAAUCAAUAAGUGCUAUAAUAGCAAGUGUAAGUCUUCUUCAGCAAGAACACAAGAACCAUGAGUUGAAGUUACUCCACACUAUGAAAUAUGGAUCUAAACACGCUCCAAUAGGUGAUGACAACUACCUGCUUUUAACAUCAAGCACUGGAGACUGUGGGCCAUAUACUUCAGGAAGUAGUAGUGAAAUAACAUUACGCAAAACUUCAAGCAUUCCAGAUAGCGAAAUGGGAGUUCCUGUUCAUGAAGCCUCAAACAGUCCCCGUUGAAAAUAGUGAAAUUCAGUUUCUUAUUAUUUCUUACAGAAGAAGAUUGACUGGUCACAUCCUAUCUAGCAUUAAAAGCUAGUUUGUGAUAUUUCACUCGUCGUGGUUGUUGAUCAUCUUGGUCAAACUUUCGUAUCAGUUGUGUUCAGUAGUAAAGUACUUAAAUAGCAUUGCUCAACGCAGACUAGUGUGAUGUUCUUGGUAAUGAAUUAUAUAUAUAUGAUGUUUUGUUUGUUUACACUGAAAUAUUGGAUUUCUUUGUUAUGAAUUGUUUUGAAAAAUGUGAGAUGAAAUGCCUUUAUAUGUUGAGCCAAUGUGAAACUGUUUUAUGCAAUCAUGAAAGAUUUAAAAUAAAAUGGUUAUGUAAUCUCUCUCUCUCUCUCUCUCUCUCUCUCUCUCUCUCUCUCUCUCUCUCUCUCUC